Messenger RNA from Plenodomus lingam JN3, 456 nucleotides. The record is from RefSeq and is a predicted model, not a curated record. Lineage: Eukaryota; Fungi; Ascomycota; Dothideomycetes; Pleosporales; Leptosphaeriaceae.
AUGCCGGAUCGCGUCCCUGCCUUUCCCUACUCUGGUUCUGGUCCUUGCAUGGGAUUCGACAUGAUCGACGACCACGAUUCCGAGCAUCCUAUCAAGGAUGAAGAUGAUGCACGGCGAUCAGGUAUCCCUCCAAAUACUCGUCAUGGAUGUAAAAGAAUCGUUUCCAACGGAUCCCGCGGGAUGAGAAGAGGCUACGAGGUCAACAUCCCGUUUCAUAUCGAAGAUUCCACAGAUGAUCGGGAAGAAACGCUUCCUGCUUCCAUGACAUCCGUCCCUCCCGUCAGCACCCGCCGAAUCCAUAAAGGCCGGCCAUCACGUGAACUGGAUAUCCGGGACUUCAGCCCUACCGCUCCCGCUCGCCAGCUUUCUCAGAACCGGCCGCUCAAAAGCAUGGAGCUUCCGCCUACCAUUUGUCGACAAGAAUUGUUCACGGGCCAAAAGACCAACAUGCCAUGA